Messenger RNA from Dicentrarchus labrax (European seabass), 3135 nucleotides. It is a transcript of the gene cunh6orf89, whose product is annotated as chromosome unknown C6orf89 homolog. The transcript has 8 exons. Bases 231 to 1277 code for a protein of 348 amino acids. The record is from RefSeq and is a predicted model, not a curated record. NCBI's taxonomy places the organism in Eukaryota, Metazoa, Chordata, Actinopteri, Moronidae. Gene Ontology annotation, cellular component: Golgi membrane; nucleolus.
ACCACCAGUAGAAGAAGAUGAAGAUCCGGACUGGUUGUGGCAGCAAUGCUCAUUAACUGAGGAAGCUAGUUUAUUUAUUUUUAAAUAGUUUUUUUUUUUUUUUUUUCCUGCAGCGUGAGGUGAGAAAGAAGAGAGGUGGACCUCACGUUCAGGUGACACCAUGCUCCUGGAGCCUGCAGCAGCUGCAGAUCAACGCGUUUGACCGUGAAACCACCGUCACUGUGGCCGCCAUGGGAACGACGAUGAGUGAGCCGUGUAUCUACGACAAGCUGUCCGAGAGCAUCGACAUCCUCCGCCAGUCGGGCUACCGCUAUGGCAUGUCGGAGAGAGAGAUAGAGAGGUUCAUCAAGCAGGUCCUGGAGACCAACGAGCCCAGGAGAGAGCCUCCCCAGUUCCCCAUCCUGAGGGCCACCAUAAAGUUUGUGGUGGCAGUGGGCUUCCUGCUGGUGGCGGUGCUGGCCUUCACAUACCCCCAGAGUGCCCCUCAGCUGGGUCUGGUCAACCUGGGCUGUUACAACUGGUCGUCGCCCCUCAGCCACGUCCGUCUGCUGUCCCUGCCCAUCGCCAAGAAGUACAACCUACAAGGUUUCCAUGAAUGGUGGAGUGCUGGCUCUCUCCGACAGAAUCUGGUCAACUGUUCGGGCUGUGCAGAGAUCUCUUCAGUGCUUGAAGUCCCAGAGAGCCUCAGAGGGACCGUGACUCUGCGACGGGGGCCACAGCUCGUCCUGCUGAAGGUCAGAGGUCAACACAGACAGAGUUGGCCUCUUGAUAGGCCUUCCCAUGGUGGGGAGUCCCUCAGUAUCCAGCGGCAGCAGCUUGAGGAGCUCUACUUGGCCCAUUCAGGCUCUAUGUCCAUUCUGCUGGAGGAGGACGACGGUCAGCAGAACCACAACCUCGGCCUCCCGCAAGGACCCGCUAACUUCACUCUGCUCUGGAGGUUCAGCUCGGGGACCAGGGAGAAGGUGUUGAGGUGGCUCUUCCCGAAGGCUGAGCUCUGCCCCCUGCUGGACAGUGCCGGGACCAUCGUGCAGCGCUGCCUGGUCACCCACAGCACAAACUCCCAGAGCAAGGGUGUUGGGGUGUUUGGCUGGCUGGUGGUGGGCGAGGGGUUACCAACAGUUCGAGUUCUUCCUGUUCAACGCUGUCAGAAACACUGCAGCUCCUUCAACCUGUGGCUGACACCUGGAGACAUGGUGUACGCUGACCCUCGAUACUGGCAGAUGGAGCUGUUCCCCGGCCGAGGCCAGAACAUCAUCUGUGACGGAUCGGCCUUUUAACCUUCAGGUGGAGCGAAGUGGAGGAGGACAGUUCAGGACUGUGGCGUGACAGAUGGGCUGUGAAUGUCUGACUUCCUGCUGAGGCGGCGCUCGUCUGCCUUCGCGUGGCCCCGCCCACUGAUGCCUUAUAACCCUACGGUCUUUUUUCCGACGCCCCACCCGUCUGAUAAUCCUCCCAUUGUCCUCAGAGAACUGGAAACCAUUGCACACAUGACUUUAAGGGUCAAGGUUGGAGGAUUUAAAAGUGGCUUUUUGACUUUGUCCUGGUGUAUAACAGCGGAGCAUCAUCGGCCUUUAGACUCUCUGCAGCUCUCAGAUGUUUUGGAUGUGCUGUGCUCGUGCCAUAGCUUCAAGCAGAUGUCUAGCAAUGAAAUCACUGGGUGUGUUUCUCUUUCAGAAGGUAGUGAAACACUGUCGAGUACAUUGCCGCUAUCUGAAUCGCGGCCCACAUCUACGAUUUGUUCAGGAUUUUAAAAAGUAGGUGUUUUGAUACCUUUUUCCUGGGUUACUAGUCAAUCAGGGGUUUGUAGGCGGGAUUAAGAAUGUCUGCAGGUUGAUGUAAGUCAAAUUAGAAGAAUAACAAGUCUAAAAAUCACUACAUUUAUUCAGUCAACUUUUAAGUAAACUGCUCCUAGAAACCGCAGCUUCUGUGUUGACUGAAAAUGAUGUUGACUGGACGGAUCAAUCCCUGCUGAUUGUUUAGAACAAAAUAAAACCCCCCUGCUAAGAAUGAAAAGAAACAAAGUGAUUACAUAAUGCUUAUUCUGCAGUGCACUAAUGACUUCGGUGUCAGUAGUUGUUGGACAUUCGCUACCUCCUGAAGUUGUGAGACACACCUGCAGCUUCACCUUCUGCUCCUCAUCCGUUUUGUCUUAAAGGGCCUUUUCACCGAAAGUUACACAAACAGCUUUCUUAGUUAUCUGUGAUGUUAUCUAGAACAAGCAGUUCUCCUUUGAACUGAACUGCAAUAUUCUGACAUAUAUUGUGAUUAUUUUCUUUAAAAGAAGUUUUAUUUAUGUAGCCACAAAUCACAAUUUGCCUGAAGAGGCUUUACAAUCUGUGCAGUGUACGACACUGUCGAUUUGGAUAAGAGAAAACACAAUAAAUGAACAGGUAAAUAGGAAAAAAGCUGCAUAUAUAAUAAAUUAUAUGCUGCUCGUUGAUGUUUUCUACAGAUAAAUCACCAAUUCAUCUCACAUUUGACACAUUUAAUGGCCACCUGAUAAUUUACAAAAAUUAUUGUGACAUUCAAAAGAAAGUGGCAGAGAAUGUGUUUUUUUUAUUUUGGUGAACUGACCCUUUAACAACCACUAACAUACAGCCUCAUCAUUCAUCCUUCAUGUCUUUUAUCAGGAUCAGCUUCAGAUAUAUAUUUUUAAAUUGUGACUUUACUAAUUCAACAGACAAAGUUGCUUCUUUAAUUUCAGUGUCGUUAUUUAUUGUUAUGAUUGUAUGUGUAUAUAUAUGUUCAAGCCAUUCAUUUUAAUAAUAACGUGUUGUAAUAUUAUUAUGCUGUGAUCAGUUGUGGGUAUUAGUGCAGAGAGCAGACAGCAACAUCACAGUGACGUAGUAGAGCAAAUAUUUUGUGCAUAAUCAGCGUUUCAAUGGGUCGUUCAAAAGUCUGAAUAAUAUUAAAUCAGUUUGCCAAAGUUAAUGCCUGUCAAAUCCGAGUUUCUGUGUUUAACAGAUGCUCCGCCUCGUUUUGUUUUCUCAUUAAAAAAAAAAACUUCUCAUUUCUAAACAUCACCCGAUGCGAGUGCUUGAACAGAGUUAGGGAGUGAAUCGUUUAAAAUGUUCGCUUCGUAUAGAAAUGUCAUAGUUUUUAUGAGAAAAUUAAAGCUUGUCAUGUAUUUGCUUC